This is a messenger RNA of Plutella xylostella (diamondback moth), 858 nucleotides long. It is a transcript of the gene Sumo, whose product is annotated as Small ubiquitin like modifier. Gene Ontology annotation, molecular function: protein binding. The record is from RefSeq and is a predicted model, not a curated record. Lineage: Eukaryota; Metazoa; Arthropoda; Insecta; Lepidoptera; Plutellidae.
CGUUCCAAGCCACUCUAGCCGGACGCCAUUACCACGCCACCGGAUCGAGAAUCUGUCAGUUGUGCGUGUUUAGUGAAAUAAUCAUUGGAUAUUUAGCAAAUUUAGUGGUGUUGUGCUCGUAGUUUUGAUAACCACAUCUAUUCCAAUAUGUCUGACGAAAAAAAGGGAGAAAGCGAACACAUCAACUUGAAAGUCUUAGGUCAGGAUAAUGCUAUUGUCCAAUUCAAAAUCAAAAAACACACGCCGCUAAGGAAAUUGAUGAAUGCUUAUUGCGACAGAGCGGGUCUGUCCAUGCAAGUGGUGCGGUUCAGGUUUGACGGGCAGCCCAUCAACGAGAAUGACACACCCACGUCGUUGGAGAUGGAGGAGGGCGACACAAUAGAAGUAUACCAGCAGCAAACAGGAGGCCUCCGAGUGUAAACUAUCUCUAUAAGGAACUGUCCAUGUCCAUCUGGAAAGCAGUGGUUUAGUCCAUCUCAAACUUUAAAUAUUAAGUUAAUUUUAAUACAAACAACUACACAUAAUUUUUAAAAUGGAAACAUGUACAUGAAUUUUUGUGACACACCCCUAUUUCUUGAUGCUCUGUGAAACAAAAAUUCCCUUUAGUAUAAGUUGAAAGUUUAAACCAAAUGUGGUAGGUGUCUUUCCGACUGUAUCAAUGAUUCCGAUGUGAUAAUUUUUGUAGUUUGACAUACUGUGUAAACUGUACGCCAGUAUUCUGAAUGCUGUGGCAUAGGCAUACCGUUUAGUUUCAUUAAUGAAUGUGGUGACUGUUAUAUUUAUUGGACGGGUCGUCCAUCCAACAUCAGGUCUGUAACAGCUAAUUAAUGUAUCGGAAAUAAAAGUAAUUGUAAGAAC